This is a messenger RNA of Acaulospora colombiana, 357 nucleotides long. The record is from the annotation of a GenBank genome assembly. Lineage: Eukaryota; Fungi; Glomeromycota; Glomeromycetes; Diversisporales; Acaulosporaceae.
AUGCCCUCAAUUAUGAAUAGAACCGAAUUUCUUGACAGGAUUAAUGUGAUCUUGGAGAGCAACGCAUUGCAAGCAAGAUUAUACCACCAAGCACCAAAUCCCAACAUGGUCAUUCACACGAUCAGAAAAAAUGGGAGAUCCUUUCGCGAUGAUUUAAAAUUUGUAGCAUAUAAUGCUUUCUCCAUUACUUUAUGUAAUGAGGCGAAGUUACUUUUAAACGAGACAAGUAUCGAUGUCCUGAAUAGAGCCGCUACGAUGUUAUGGAAGAGGGCCCCUCAACACACAAAACAAGACUAUAGGACUUGUGCGCAAAUGGUAAGCGCAAAUAUACCGAAAAGAAGACUUGGUCGAGUGUAG